This is a messenger RNA of Musa acuminata AAA Group (dessert banana), 3157 nucleotides long. Its product is annotated as CDPK-related kinase 5. Lineage: Eukaryota; Viridiplantae; Streptophyta; Magnoliopsida; Zingiberales; Musaceae. Gene Ontology annotation, cellular component: nucleus; cytoplasm. The transcript is spliced from 11 exons. Gene Ontology annotation, molecular function: calcium/calmodulin-dependent protein kinase activity; calmodulin binding; calcium-dependent protein serine/threonine kinase activity. The record is from RefSeq and is a predicted model, not a curated record. The coding region runs from base 659 to 2482 and encodes 607 amino acids. Gene Ontology annotation, biological process: intracellular signal transduction; peptidyl-serine phosphorylation; protein autophosphorylation.
GAUCCGAUUCCAAGCCACCCAAAGCUCUUCCCAUCAUCAAUCCACGACCUCUGCAUCGUCCUAAACCAUCAGGAUUUGAGAAAGAUCGAUCCAAUGCAGCCGAUAUUUACCAUUACGAAGGCCAACAAAGAUCAAAGGACGCACUUUUGACCUUGGUGGCGGAGGCUGCAAAGGAACAAGACUCAUCCAGUACCAAACUUCAGAUCUGGUGAUGCUUCAAUGCUGCUUUGGAGAACGCAUGAAUCUGACAUGGUCUAUAUCAUGCUCCUGGUAAGUCUUACAUCAGGGGCCAGUGCCCUAUUAAUCACGUUGUAGUGUGGGCAUGUCGCUUUAACCAGAAGAAAACAGGGAGAGGCAGUGAUGGUGAUGACAGAGAGAUGUGUGUGCGUGUGCAAGGAAGCAACUUGGUCCCGGAAUCACUAGUUAACAAUGGCGCUGUUUGGAGCUCGGAACCUUUCUUUACGCUAAACAACCGUUGUUAUAGCUAUCUUAAAUAGUAACCCAAUCCCACCUUCACUACCGAGGGGUUCUGUUCGAGAAAGAGAAACGAAGAGGAGGGGAGCAAACCGAAGGUGAGAGAUGCCAAUGGUGAUCUAGGGUCUGGGAAUCGUUCCUCUUCUCUCCUUCGUGGAUCUACGAUCUCGUAUUGAAGAAAAAGAUGGGCCUUUGCCACGGGAAGCCUGCGUCCGCGGAGUCUUGCGACCCUUUCUCGUCUCCGUCGCACGAGAAGAAGAAAGAGGAGGCGACGAAGAAGGAAACUGAGGCGGAGGCCGGGGCGACGGUGACGGAGGAGAAGGCACCCAGGCCAUGGGCUUCCCCUUUCUUCCCUUUUUAUAGCCCCAGCCCUGCCCAUAGUCUGUUCGCCAAGAGAUCCCCCUCCGCUGCCUCCCAAGGCGGUGGGUCGGCCACCUCCACUCCGGGGAGGUUCUUCAAGCGGCCGUUCCCGCCGCCGUCGCCAGCGAAGCACAUCCGGGCGGUCCUCGCACGGCGGCUGGGGUCGGUGAAGCCGAACGAGGCGGCCAUCCCGGCGGACGAUAGGGAGGAGAGGCGUGCUGCGGCUGGGCUGGAUAAGAACUUCGGGUUCUCUAAGGGGUUCGCCAGCAAGUACGAGAUUGGGGAGGAGGUCGGGCGGGGACAUUUCGGGUACACGUGCACGGCGAAGGUCAAGAAGGGCGAGAGCAAGGGGCAGCAGGUGGCGGUCAAGGUCAUCCCGAAGGCUAAGAUGACUACUGCCAUUGCUACUGAGGAUGCCAGAAGAGAGGUAAAGAUUUUGAGAGCUUUGACAGGACAUAACAACCUAGUUCACUUUUAUGAUGCCUAUGAAGAUAAUGACAACGUCUACAUAAUAAUGGAGUUAUGUGAAGGAGGAGAAUUGUUGGAUAGAAUUCUUUCCAGGGGAGGCACAUACUCGGAGAAUGAUGCAAAGGCUGUCAUGUUACAGAUAUUGAAUGUAGUUGCAUUUUGCCAUCUCCAAGGAGUGGUUCAUCGUGAUCUGAAACCAGAGAACUUUCUUUUUACUUCAAAGGAUGAGAAUUCCCAGCUGAAGGCUAUAGAUUUUGGCUUAUCAGAUUUUGUAAAGCCAGAUGAAAGGUUGAAUGACAUUGUAGGAAGUGCAUAUUAUGUUGCACCUGAAGUUCUACAUCGAUCUUACAGCACAGAAGCUGAUGUGUGGAGUAUUGGUGUAAUUGCAUAUAUUCUUCUCUGUGGAAGUCGCCCCUUUUGGGCUCGAACUGAGUCUGGCAUCUUUAAGGCAGUCUUGAAAGCUGAUCCAAGUUUUACAGAGCCACCUUGGCCUUCUAUGUCUCCUGAGGCAAAAGAUUUUGUCAAGCGCUUGUUGAGUAAAGAUCCACGUAGAAGAAUGACCGCUGCACAAGCUUUGUGCCAUCCUUGGAUUAGAAAUUACAAUGAUAUCAAAGUUCCUCUAGAUAUCCUUGUAUUUCGAUUAAUUAAAUCUUACCUCCGCUCAUCAUCUCUGCGGAAGGCUGCUUUAAGGGCUUUGUCAAAGACAUUGACAGUGGAUGAACUGUUUUACCUGAAGAGACAGUUUGCUCUAUUGGAACCUACGAAACAUGGGUGCAUAAAUCUUGAAAAUAUCAAGAUGGCCUUGAUGAAAAAUGUGACUGAUCAAAUGAAGGAAUUGCAUGUCCAGGAUAUUCUUGUCUCGCUCGGUGCUCUACAAUACAGAAGAAUGGAUUUCGAUGAGUUCUGUGCAGCAACAUUAAGUGUGCAUCAGCUUGAAGGUCUAGAUAGAUGGGAGCAACAUGCCCGAUGUGCUUAUGAGCUUUUCGAGAAAGAUGGCAAUCGAGCUAUUGUAAUCGAGGAACUGGCUUCGGAACUCGGCCUCAGCCCUUCUGUACCUGUACACGUGGUUCUGCGUGACUGGAUAAGACACACAGAUGGGAAGCUGAGCUUCCUCGGAUUCGUUAAGUUGUUGCAUGGUGUGUCUAGUCGAUCGGCCCAAUCACUUGCAAAGGCACGAUAGAUGUUGCUUACGCCUCUUUGAUCAGUUCACGAGCCAUCAGUUUGGCUUGGAUGGAUGAUUAGCUAUAGAUGUCCGGUGCCAAGUUGUUUUGGUAGAAGUGCUUUCAGGACACUGCAGUAGCAGAUGAACUCAAAAAGUGAUUGGGGAUAAGGUCCUCUCGGCAAAAGUCUGGAACCUACUCGAUGUCUUCCAAUCCCAUAGUCAUGGAGGAAUCAGAUCAAUCCAAUCCUGUGGUCUGUAAUCUCAUUCCAAUGUAAAAAGGUCAUGAGCAUUGUUGCUGUUGUAGCACUGGUUAAACUUGGCGAGCUCAUAGUACUUUUUAAGUUGCGGUAGGUCAGAUCUUCACCAGUAAAAUUGUGCCGUGAAUUCAAAUUAGGCUACUGAGUGGGGAAAAAAGGUCAAACUGCUGUUUUCUAAUGCCAGCGUCGAGGUCUCGAGUUAAGGUGAAGAAAAUGGUUUCUUUGUGUGUAGCCACUGCUUCAGUUUUAACUACUACGCACGCACUUUGCAUUACAUCUUUGUAUUAUACUUGAGAAGAACCAUCAUGAACAAUCUCUCUUGGUAGAAAAAUGAGUGUUGUUUGUCAUUUCUCCUCGUUCUGCAGUCGGUCUGUUGGUCGCUCGCCUGUGAGUACUGUACUUACUAUUGGAAUCUAUUGUAAGCUGUUGUUAAUUA